This is a messenger RNA of Paraglomus occultum, 393 nucleotides long. Lineage: Eukaryota; Fungi; Glomeromycota; Glomeromycetes; Paraglomerales; Paraglomeraceae. The record is from the annotation of a GenBank genome assembly.
UCACUACUAAUUGUUGAGGCCGCGGCUAUACUUCCUGCAUUCAUGCAAAACACGAAUAACCUAGAUAAAGCAGCAGACAAAAUAACAGAAACAAUGAUCAAAGCAGAAGCAAUAGCAGCCUACGUUAAGAAAGCUAAAAAUGUAAGCAAUGCAUACACGUUUCUUGCGGACAAAUAUAAAUCCAACACCGAAUUCAUGGAGAAGUUAGAUUCAAAGAAAAAAGAACUUGAGGAAGAUUCUGUAAAAGCUCUUAAGAGUUUGAACUAUACAGACAGAGUUAUUGAUGAAUUGUUUAAUGGUGAGAGUACGCAGUAUUUAGGAGAAGGAUGGCAGAAUCAAUUUGUAGACGCAUCCAGCGCUAUGACUGACAUUCAAUAUCAAAGCUCACUUUGA